Vicia faba (fava bean) is the source of this 360-nucleotide messenger RNA. NCBI's taxonomy places the organism in Eukaryota, Viridiplantae, Streptophyta, Magnoliopsida, Fabales, Fabaceae. The record is from the annotation of a GenBank genome assembly.
AUGGAGCCUCUUUUGGAGUUGUUUAAACCAAAAUUUAUUCCUGCACCAAAAGUUAAUCUAACCUUAGUUGUCUCUGAACAAGAGAUUCAACAUGAAGUUACUCCUCCUCCUAAAAAGCAAGUCAUUUCUCAAUCUAAGAUUGGAACUACUUCUAGAGCUGAGAAGCCUUCUGAAUAUGACUUCAUGCCUCUGGUAGUACUGAAGACUCUGGAAGAACUCAAGCAAAAAAAUGAACUUGUUAGAUCUUGUCUGGACAAGCAAGAUGAAAUGUUUCUGGAACAAGCUCAGACCAACACCAAGAUUGAAGGCCUGUUUCAUGUGAUUUUGUCAAGGCUUCCACCCCUACCUAAAACCAUUUAA